This is a messenger RNA of Fraxinus pennsylvanica, 666 nucleotides long. Lineage: Eukaryota; Viridiplantae; Streptophyta; Magnoliopsida; Lamiales; Oleaceae. The record is from the annotation of a GenBank genome assembly.
AUGAUAAGAAGACAAAAAUUGAACACUCUACCCGAUAGUGUAUUUUCAUUACAACUUGCAUGGAGAAGGAUUUCUUAUCGAGAACUUAAAGAAGCAACAAAUACGUUUAAUGAAAGCAACAUACUUGGAAGUGGAAGUUUUGGUUUGGUAUAUGGAGGGACACUUUCUGAUAGGUUAAAUGAUGCGGUGGAAGUGUUCAAUUUGCAGUUGGAAGAUGCUAGAUUAACGAGGAGCUUUGCUACAGAAAGUCGAGUACUCGGUAGCAUUCGUCAUAGGAAUUUAGUGAGAAUCAUCGGAUGUUGCAGUAAUACAGAGUUCAAAGCCUUGAUAAUGGAGUACAUGCCUAAUGGGAGUCCGGAUAAAUGUUAUGGUAUUUUACUGCUGGAGAUUUAUAUGAGGAAAAAGCCAACGGAUGCGAUGUUUGGCGAAGAAAUGAUCUUGAAAAGUUGGGUUAGCCAUUCAUUAGCUGAGAAUACAAUAACUAAAGUUGUGGAUGACAAUUUGCUCGGAAAAGAAGACGAGAAUUUCUCUAGAAAGGAGCAAUGCGUCUCAUCCAUUUUGGCUUUGGCAAUCAAGUGUUUGCAUGAUACUCCUAGAGAAAGAAUAAAUACGAGAGAAGUUGUGACUAGGCUUCGAAAGAUUAAAGCUACAUUUCUAGCAAGAUAG